AUGAACAAAUUCACAGAGAUCGCCAAGGGCGGCUGGCACCCUGAGAAGAACAGCAAACCCUCCUACUCCCAGGAACCGGGACUCAAGGACAAAGCCAAAGGAUGGGUUGGCAUGGGCAAUAAGGACCCUUAUGCGGAGCAGCGUAACCACCAGUCACGGCCACUAUCCUCCCUCAGAGAUCCCGCGUCCUUCGCACCACCUCCGAAACACCAGGGCUACUAUGGCGGGCAAGCCAACUCGCCGAGCGGAGCGGCCGGCCUGAUCACUGCGCCUACUCCUGCAAACAGCGGCCAGGCUCAGGUCUCACAUCAAAGGCAGAUCGCAGCUCGGGAGGAAGAGGAAGACAGACCGCCGCCAGGUCCUUAUCGUGUUAACACAACUGGGUUAUCCACCGCACAUCUGCCCAAACCUCCCGUGAGGCGGCCUGGGCAAGAGACACCGGAGACAGCUUCGCCCGCCAGGACGACGCCUGCGCCCCCUCCGGCACCGUCUCAGAAACCAAAGUUGCCGCCGCGCCUUCCCCCUCGACAAAACUCGCACCCGGAUAUCCAUGCCCCGCUUCCGCCGCCAACGUACCAAGAAAGUGUUCAGAGCACCCCGGCACAGCCAAGUCAAGGUAUACUCAACCAGGGAGCAAUCAAUAGACUAGGCCACGCUGGGGUCAACGUUUCUGGCUUUGGAAUCGGUCGAACUGCUUCACCUCCUGUUCCUCCCCGCAAUGGCUCCCCCGCGACCCCUCCGGUGCCUGCGCGUACUGCGUCCCCUGCCCAGCAGAACCAACUUGGCGGGCUCCAGUCACGCUUCGCAAAACUGAGCACUGGCUCUUCUCAACCAGCUGCUCCUGAAGGGGGGACCACGUUUGCGCAGAAGCAGGCUGCAUUUAAUACGGCCAGAAGCUUUCACAAGGACCCUACGUCUGUCUCGGUGAGCGACUUGCGCAGUGCAGCUUCAACAGCCAACAACUUCCGCGAGAGACAUGGAGAGCAGGUGGCGGCGGGGUGGCAGAAGGCCAACGGGUUGAACCAGAAAUACGGCGUGAUGGACAGGGUCAACGGCAUGGCAUCUGGCAGCGCAGGCGCAUCAUCGGCGAGCGCGAUGCUAGGCCCCGUGGGGAAGAAGCCUCCGCCUCCACCUCCGCCGAAGAAGAAGGGUUCGGCAGAUAACAGUGCAUCUCCACCGCCGCCUGUCCCAUUGGCCAGCAAGCCCAGGCCAUCUUGA
Lasiodiplodia theobromae is the source of this 1218-nucleotide messenger RNA. RefSeq names its product Gmp synthase. Lineage: Eukaryota; Fungi; Ascomycota; Dothideomycetes; Botryosphaeriales; Botryosphaeriaceae. The record is from RefSeq and is a predicted model, not a curated record. The coding region runs from base 1 to 1218 and encodes 405 amino acids. The transcript has 2 exons.